ACUAGUGUAUAUCUCAACACUCCAAAGCCUUAAUUUAUCCACAUUCCAUUCAAUCUCCAUAUCCUAAAAAAAAACCAUCAAAAUGUAUAAUGGAUUCAAUUGUGGAGGUGGAUCAGCGAUUGCCGAAGCUCUCAAUGUCAAUGUGUAUGGCAAUGGCAGCGAGACACUCGUGUUGGCUCACGGAUUCGGGUUGGAUCAAAAUGUUUGGCAUUACAUGGUUCCCUACCUUGCUUGUUUCUUCAAAGUGGUUGUUUUUGACUUGGUUUUUUCUCCAAAUGUGAAGCUUGAGCUAUAUGAUGAGAGGAAGUACUCAAGUUUUGAUGGAUAUGCCAAAGAUCUGUUAUGUGUUCUUGACCAUCUCCAUGUUAAGAGAACUAUUUACGUCGGUCAUUCCAUGUCCGCUAUGGUUGGAUGUGUUGCUGCAACCUAUAGGCCUCAACUCUUUCACCAUCUUGUAUUGUUGAAUGCCUCUCCAAGGUAUCUCAAUGGUGAAGGAUAUAUUGGGGGAUUUGAAAAGCCACAAGUUGAUGAACUUUUGAAAGAAAUGGAUAAAAACUUCACAAAAUGGGCAAAACAAUUUGCUCCAUUUGCUGUGAUGGUGAACAAUUCUAAAGCAAUGACAGAAGUUGAGCAUUCUUUGGGAAGAAUGAACCCAAAAAUUGCUCUAACUGUUGCAAAAAUGGUGUUCUUAAGUGAUUUAACAAAGCUUCUACCAAAAGUAAAAACUUCAACCUCCAUUAUUCUUACAAAAAAAGACAACAUUGUCCCAAAAUCAGUUGCAUUUUUCAUAAAAUCAAAUAUUGGUGGUAAUUCAAAUGUUAACAUAUUGAAAUCUCAAGGCCACUUCCCUCAACUAACAGCUUUUCCUCAACUUUUGAAAGUUUUGACUAAAGUUCUUCAACUCAAACAGUACAAGAUCAUCAACAAUUGACAAAUUGAUUCAGCUCGCGUUAUCGUUCCUGGUAUCGCUAAUUGAUCAAAUAUAUUCUAUGGAGUAUUAUUGUGUGUUUGUCAAUCCAUUUGUGUAAGAUUUUCACAUGAAGUUAUAGGUUUGUUUGAAGCACUAUUAAGUGAUGAAGUAAUUUAUUUUCAUAUUUUGGUUGUGUAAAGUUAACAUCAUUAUGGUUUGACCACAGCUUUCUUGGACUCAGCUAUAUAUAUAUAUUUAUUACAUUAGAAAAAAAGGAUGUCUAAAAAAGAGUAUGAAUUUAAUGUGUUUAUUUUCAAA
This is a messenger RNA of Cucumis sativus (cucumber), 1228 nucleotides long. Its product is annotated as strigolactone esterase D14. Bases 83 to 931 code for a protein of 282 amino acids. The record is from RefSeq and is a predicted model, not a curated record. NCBI's taxonomy places the organism in Eukaryota, Viridiplantae, Streptophyta, Magnoliopsida, Cucurbitales, Cucurbitaceae. The transcript has 2 exons.